This is a messenger RNA of Acanthopagrus latus (yellowfin seabream), 1269 nucleotides long. RefSeq names its product T-cell surface glycoprotein CD3 gamma chain-like. The transcript has 7 exons. The coding region runs from base 167 to 721 and encodes 184 amino acids. Gene Ontology annotation, biological process: cell surface receptor signaling pathway; positive thymic T cell selection. Gene Ontology annotation, cellular component: alpha-beta T cell receptor complex; external side of plasma membrane. Lineage: Eukaryota; Metazoa; Chordata; Actinopteri; Spariformes; Sparidae. The record is from RefSeq and is a predicted model, not a curated record. Gene Ontology annotation, molecular function: transmembrane signaling receptor activity.
CCAAUCACACUCACUUCCUUCUCUCCCUCACACACACUCACACAAACACACACACACACACAACCACACACACAGACCGAGACACUUCAACAGACGGAGACGGGAUACUUUGACAUCAGGGACACGACGGCUCUUUAUUCUGAGAAGCCGGAGCAGAGAACGCACAAUGAAAUGCCAGAGCGCUCUGUCUGCCUGCCUGCUGCUGCUCUGUACGCUGACCGAGUUUGUCAGUUAUGCACAAGGCGCAGUUGAUGGUAAGAUAAACGUGCAGUUUAUCGCUGAUGGGAUUAAGCUGUCGUGUAAGGGAGGAAAAUUUGAAAAAAAACGUGAUAACCAAAAGGAUAUUGAUAAUUAUCUUGAGCUGACAUACAAUGACGAGAACACAGGAGAGUACGAAUGUAGGAGCAGCAGUGAUCCAGACCAGAUCCAGAUCCUAUCCAAAAUCUAUGUGAAAUUUCGCACCUGUGACAACUGCAUCGAGCUCGACGGGGGAACGAUAGCCGGACUAGUUACAGGAAACGUGGUGGCUACGAUCGUGAUAGGAGUGGCUGUCUAUCUCGUCGUGUCUCAGACCCGGAUCAGUCCGAGCACCUCUCACAAGAAGAGCUCUGAUAGACAGCAUCUUGUUGCGAACGAAAUGCCCCGAGGUACCAACGACCAUUAUCAGCCGCUGAACACCAGAACUCGCCAGGGCGACACUUACGAUACGCUUCACAAAUAAUAGAGGGGCGAUGGAUCGCUGCCUGGGAGCCCUCCGACCGAAGACACAGUCUCCACGUGUCCUCAAACAUCUGCAGGAGGGGAAAGUCUGUCACUGUUUCUGUGGCGGCCGUCGCUCAGCCCUGGUGUAUGUUUCUCUGUGUGAUGCCGUUAUUGCUUAAGAUCUUAUUUUUACAUUGCCUGUAAGAUGUCGCUCUCAGUAGACCGCUCACAUAGUUGCCAGAUGCCGUAGUUUACCAUUUAUGAGCCGCUGUUCUCAUCGUUGUCGAAUUCUAAUGAAACCCGUUUGAUAUUUUCAUACGCUGUCUAUGUUUUCUGUGAGUAGCUGUCAGUAGGGCUGCGACCUCGUGUACUGUACUGCGUGGCUUAACAGUGAAGUGUUGAUUUUGACAAACAACGCUGACAUCUGAUCAUUGUGCAAAGUGAAACAUUCAGGAAUAAGAUUGUUCUGUCUUGUCAUGGUGGAAGGUAAUUCAGUCCAUGUGCUCUUUUAGGUUAUACGUGCCACUCUCUACUAUAAUAAAAAAAAAUAAAUACAACUAAAAACGA